Hippocampus zosterae (dwarf seahorse) is the source of this 2951-nucleotide messenger RNA. It is a transcript of the gene map2k7, whose product is annotated as mitogen-activated protein kinase kinase 7. Gene Ontology annotation, biological process: protein phosphorylation. Bases 101 to 1417 code for a protein of 438 amino acids. Gene Ontology annotation, molecular function: protein kinase activity; ATP binding. The transcript is spliced from 12 exons. Lineage: Eukaryota; Metazoa; Chordata; Actinopteri; Syngnathiformes; Syngnathidae. The record is from RefSeq and is a predicted model, not a curated record.
UCUUGUCUUUUCGAUACUGUAUGUCGGUGGGUGGGUUUGUGUCAGUCUGCCAAAGGGGGCAGUAUCGAGCACUGCUCCAUGGGAAGCUCAAUUUUUCAAGAUGUCGUCGCUGGAACAGAGAUUGUCGCGGAUCGAGGAGAAACUAAAGCAGGAAAACGAAGAAGUUCGGCGGAGUAUGGACCUUAAGAUCGACAUGAGUCCCCAUAGAUCCCACGCGAGACCAAUCAUCGUGAUCCAGCUCAGUCCUGCUCCAGCUCCUUCCCAGCGUGCAGCCCUUCAGCUACCCCUUGCCAAUGACGCAGGAAGCCGCUCAUCAUCUUCAGAGAGCUCACCUCAGCACCAUCCCUGUCGCCCCAGACAUAUGCUCACCCUCCCCACUCCACCAUACGGCCUACAGAAGAGUCUAGAGAAUGCAGAGAUUGACCAGAAAUUGCAAGAGAUCAUGAAACAAACGGGUUAUCUUAAAAUUGACGGACAGAGGUAUCCGGCCGAGGUGACAGAUUUGAUCAAUGAGGGGGAGAUUGGCAGCGGGACCUGUGGGCAGGUCUUCAAAGUGCGAUUCAAGAAAACUGGUCAUGUAAUUGCAGUCAAACAAAUGCGGCGAACAGGAAACAAGGAUGAAAACAAGAGGAUCCUGAUGGACCUGGACGUGGUGCUGAAAAGUCAUGACUGUCCUUAUAUAAUUCAGUGCUACGGUGCCAUAGUUACCAAUACGGAUGUAUUUAUUGCCAUGGAGCUAAUGGGAACGUGUGCUGAGAAGCUGAAGAAAAGAAUCCAAGGCCCCAUCCCAGAACAAAUCUUAGGAAAGAUGACUGUUGCAAUAGUGAAAGCCUUGCUGUAUUUGAAAGAGAAGCACGGUGUCAUCCACCGUGACGUUAAACCCUCCAACAUUCUCCUGGAUGCGAAAGGUCAGAUCAAACUCUGCGACUUUGGCAUCAGCGGACGCCUUGUCGACUCUAAGGCAAAGACUCGCAGCGCUGGUUGUGCUGCGUACAUGGCGCCUGAGAGAAUAGACCCUCCUGAUCCAACCAAACCCGACUAUGACAUCCGAGCGGACGUGUGGAGCCUUGGCAUCUCUCUGGUGGAAUUGGCUACAGGGCAGUUUCCCUACAAGAACUGCAAGACAGACUUUGAGGUUCUGACCAAAGUGCUGCAGGAAGACCCCCCUCUGCUGCCUCUCAGUAUGGGAUUCUCCCUCGACUUCCAGUCCUUCGUCAAAGAUUGCCUCACUAAGGAUCACAGAAAAAGGCCAAAAUACCACCAGUUGCUAGAGCACAGCUUCAUACGACGUUACGAGGUGCUGGACGUGGACGUGGCCGGUUGGUUCCAGACGGUGAUGGAUCGCACUGAGUCGCCUCGGACCAGUCAGUGUUACAGCCAUCAUCACCAGCUCCACUCCUCACUCUUUAGCAGGUAGCCCGCAGAGAGCCCCCUCGCCUGCUGUUAGCGCAGCUGUCCUCUCUAAUGUAGUCUAGCCUCAGCCUAAAGACGCUAAGCCUAGCCUUAGACUGUGUCCACCGGAGAAGUCCUCAAAGAACGAAAUGAUGAUGACGAUGACUACAGAUAUUUGGGGUGCCGGAUUUGAUGGAUGGAGGGAGGGACUGAUGGAUGGGAUAACAUAUUCAAUCUGGACAGGCAGACAUGGGAGGGAGGAGCCCCUUGUAGUUAGCUUGAUUUGUGCGCAACUAUACACUCGUAAAUGUAUCGUCACUUUUUAGUCAUCGCUUAGCAACGGGUGUCAUCCGUGCCACUGUCACAUGUACAGCAUGCCACAUAUGAACACAGGCACGAGUGAUCAAUUUGAACACUGGAGGAAACAGCAUUUAUUUCACACGUUUAACGAAAAGUGAGACCUCAGUGAGUAUUCUUUUCACGACGCACAGUGAAAAACGUCAUGAUUUUAUUUCAUAGCUUGCAGUUGAGGAAAACACUUGCCUCAAUCUGACUAUUACGUCAACAAGGACUCAAUCUGGGUUUCACUUUAUGAAUUGAGCAACUGAAAUGACUGACUUUUUCUACAAUAUUCUAUUUUGUUGACAUGCACCUGCAUACUAAAUAUUCUGUUCAGUCUUUUCGUCUACCACACACAGAUCAUCAGUGAUCCCCUCGUUUCUAACAUUAAUUGAUUAGCUUUCAAGCGAAGGAGCUCCAAUCCACAUAUCAGCUAUGCAAUUGGAAGGAAAACUCAGAAAAACAAAUUAGUGUUGUAUUCUAAACUUCUUUUUGUGUGUGUGUGUGUGUACAUAAUGAGUUGAUCUGAACUGAGAGUAGAUCGGAAGGAAAUUGGUGGGUUGGAAACGAAGGUCAUUCUGAUGACUAUUUGGGGGCCAGGAGACCCAGACGUUUAACUUGUACAAAGAAACUGAAAAAGGGCAGGAAUGGUGUAAUCAAUUGUGGAGCAUCUGCCUAGUCCACGUGGUUGUCUACCUCAUCCUCUCCGUCUGCCUCUGCUGUUUAGUGUUUUCCAGACCAAAGGUGAUUGCGGCUGUGAGGUGGCGGCCAAGAGACUUGAGACGCCUUACGGUGCAAUAACAUUCAACUAUUUCCAUUGAUGUUCAAUUGAAGCAAGCGGUCCUUGCAUACGUUUUGAAGCCACACUCAAAGUGGUUUUUAAAACUUGUGAUCAUGUCUCAAGUACUCUUGAUGUGCUCGAGGUGAUAGUCAAAACAGAUUGCUACUUUAACUGGCCGAAAUGAGCAUUUUUCGAUGAUUUUUAGGGAUCAUUUCCUUCCUAGAUGACAGCACUUCAUUGAACAGAACAUUAUAAAGGUACACAGAUCAUUCUCAAAGACAUUCUAAGCUGUUCUCACCACAAUUUAGUAGGAAAUCGUACUGAACGUUAAACAUUGCCAUAAAUAAGGGCUUUCGAAUACCAUGUUACAAUGCCUGCGAUGCAGUGAAAAGUGAUCUCUUUUAAAUACAUCCAUCCAUUUUCUGAUCACAAGGGUGUC